This is a messenger RNA of Schistocerca cancellata (South American locust), 1671 nucleotides long. Its product is annotated as piggyBac transposable element-derived protein 3-like. Lineage: Eukaryota; Metazoa; Arthropoda; Insecta; Orthoptera; Acrididae. The coding region runs from base 1 to 1671 and encodes 556 amino acids. The transcript is spliced from 5 exons. The record is from RefSeq and is a predicted model, not a curated record.
AUGUCUGACUUUUUGACUGAUGCUGACCUAGAAUUUAUUAUGAAUUCACCCGAUAAUGAGUUCAAUGCAUACAUUGAUGUCCCUGAUGGGGAUAUAUCAGAUGUUGGGGACGAAGAUAAAGAAGAAACUGUCGAAAUUGAUGAAAGUUCUCAAGCUAUUUCCGAAGCAGCUGUCAUGAAUUUAAUUCAGAUGGCUGAUGCAGUCAGGAGUGGUAAAGUUAUUGAUUCUCAGCCAAAAUCAGAUGUAAGCGACAACAAUACAAAUGAAGGAGCACCAUCUACACUUGAGCAGCAGCAGCAGCAGCAAACACAGAAUGGUAAGGAUCGCUUCCACCACCACCAAGUAGAGAAAAUGACACCUUUGCAAUAUUAUAAAAUAUUUAUGAAUGAUGACGUAUUUGAACUCAUUGCUGUGCAGUCCAAUAUCUAUGCUUUGCGGAAAGAUUCAGUUUCGUUGCAGACGAGCAAAAAUGAAAUGGAGCAGUUUGUUGCUGAUGUGAUGAGCAGAACUCGCUUCUUCCAGCUACCGUGGUAUUUUCAUGUUGUCAAUAAUCAAGACUUGCCUGAAGCUAGUAGUAAUCGUGACAAACUCUUCAAGAUUCGCCCACUUUUAUUUGCAUUGCAGUCGUCAUUGAAGACACUCCCUCCAGAAGAAUACCAAGCUGUUGAUGAACAGAUAAUACCAUUCAAGGGUAGAAGCGAUUUGAAACAGUGCGUAAGAAAUAAGCCUUACAACUGGGGCUACAAAUCUUUUACGAGAGCUGGUCCUUCAGGCAUGAUUGAUACAGGAUUAGGUUUGACUGGGGAUAUUGUUUUGGCAUUGACGGAAACAUUGCCAGAGAAACAGCGUUUCAAAGUGUUUGCUGAUAGUUGGUUUUCGUCUAUACCAUUAGCAAUUGCCCUGAAAGAAAGGGGUAUUGAAUUCUGUGGCACUAUCAGGACAGACAGGAUGGGAAAAUGUCCGUUGAAAACUGAAGUGGAGCACAAGAAAACUGGACAUGGCUCCUGUGACUGGAGAGUGGAGGCAACAAACAAUGUAGCUUUAGUACGCUGGUUUGACAGAAAAUGCAUAAAUUUCAUGUCAACAUAUGCUUGUGUUGAGCCCAUGGCAACAUGUAGACGCUAUUCUGCUUCUGAAACGAAAUUCAUUGAUGUACCUAGACCUUACAUUGUGGAAAAGUACAACAAACAUAUGGGGUGCGUGGACCUUGCUGACAUGUUGAUAGAGCUAUACCAUAUCAACUUGAGGUCACGGAAGUGGUAUAUGCGCAUUGUGUACUGGUGUUUGUCUGUAGCAGUUGUCAAUGGAUGGCUACUCCAACGACGUCAUAUGGUCCAACGUGGCAAAACCUCAAAGAUGUCACUCCUGCAGUUCCAAGCUAAUAUUGCUGCAGGUCUGCUGCUUGCGGGGAAAUCAGCUUCCCAAAAGAAGAGAGGAAGACCAAGUUCUGAAAUGUUGACAAGGACUCCUGCAGCAAAAAGGACUGUAUGUGCAGCUCCAGUUAUGGAUGAGCGUUUCGAUGGGUUGGAACACUUUGCAGAUAUGGUAGAGAAGAAAGGUCGAUGUAAAGUUUGCAUCAAGUCUACUACACAAAUUUUUUGCACGAAGUGUAAAGUGCAUCUGUGUCUCACAAUAAAUAAGAAGUGUUUCCACAUCUUUCAUGGAAUAUAA